UAAGCUGUUAAUAUCGUCUAUACAUGCUUCAUUUAUGUGAUAAGAUCUCAAAUGACAUGCAAGCCCCAGCUCGGCUAUAAAAAAGGCGCUACCACUCAGCUCACCACAUUACUUGUGCAGCUUUGGCAGUCGGUUGGCAUUCAAUAUCCUUGAAAGGUGACCAAUUUUCAAAAUGAAGGCCAUUUUGAGCAUACUUCUUUUCUCCUUCGUUGUUUACACAACAGCUGAAGAACUGACACUUGUCAGAAGAGAUCUUCCAAAGCAGUGCGAGGAUGUUCUUGCCGCAGAUCUCUGCAACAAACUGAGAGAAAUUGCAGCAGCUCUUAAACUCCAAGCUUCCAAGGUCGACGAUGCUAUUGUUGAUGCUGCCAUCAAAGGAUUGGUUGCUGCUCCAGCAGUUUACAGAGCAGCCAAAGAGUUCUUGAAAAACGAAGUCCUCGACAGGCCAUGUGAAGAUUUCCUCUCUCCUGCGGUAUGCACCAAACUUCGUCAAAUCGCCGGUGUUUUGAAAAUCCAAGCAGCAAAAGUGGAACAGUUUGUACGAGAGGCAAUUGCUGAGGGAAUUACCACCGGAACAGAAAUUUAUGCCAAAGUCGUUGAAUUUAUGAAGAAAGAAGUUUUGAGCAAGACAUGCGAUGACUUCCUGGCACCAAGAGUCUGCAAUAAGCUGAAGGAAAUUGCAGCUAAACUCAAAGUCCAAAUUGCAAAGGUCAACGAAAUGGUAAUUGAUGCCGCUAUUGCAGGAUACCAAAACAGGGAUGAGAUAUACAACAAUGUCAUCCAGUUCUUGAAAGAUGAAGUUCUCUCAAAGACUUGCGAAGACAUCCUCGCUGGUGACCUCUGUAACAAAAUGAAGGCAAUUGCAGCAAAACUAAAGUUGACUGCAGCUAAGGUUGACAAAGCAGUUAAGGAUGCAGUUCUCAAGGGAUACCUCACAACAGCUGCUAUCGUCCAGUCAGUCAAGGAAUUCUACGAAAACGAGAUCGCUAGCAAAUCAUGCGAAGACUUCCUUCCUGAUGCAGUAUGCACAGCUGCCAAAGAUUUGGCUCAAAAAUUCAAGGUUAGCAAGGAAAAAGUUGACAAGGCCGUGAAAGAUGCACUGAUCAAGGGAUACGACAAAGCUCAAGAGAUCUUCGAUUACGUAAAGGAAUACCUGAAGGAAAACAUCCAAUGUGAAGAUCACCUUUCAUCUAUCUCCUGCUCUAUACUGCGAAGAACCGCCAAGUUCCUCGGCGUUCAGCUCCAGAAGGUGGAACAGAAAAUCAAGGACCUUGUCAGUCAAGGAAUCACAAGAGCCACAGAAUUGUACCAAAAGGUCUUGUCAUUCAUCAGAAACCAGAUCCUUGGUUAAACUAUUUUCUGAUUACUAACUUGAUAUGAAGAUCUACUCAUAAUAUGCUUGAAAAAGAUAUAAUAAAUAGCUGCA
Messenger RNA from Rhopilema esculentum, 1426 nucleotides. The record is from RefSeq and is a predicted model, not a curated record. NCBI's taxonomy places the organism in Eukaryota, Metazoa, Cnidaria, Scyphozoa, Rhizostomeae, Rhizostomatidae.